Molecule: messenger RNA, 786 nt
Organism: Clonostachys rhizophaga
Lineage: Eukaryota; Fungi; Ascomycota; Sordariomycetes; Hypocreales; Bionectriaceae
Source: the annotation of a GenBank genome assembly
ACUGACCGAAAAUGCAGACGCUGGAAGACCAACCCAGUUCUGGGCUAUGAUACACACCAAGAUGUUCCCGACCGGCUACAUUACACCGCACGCUUCCACCGGGCACAUCUUCAAAAGGUUCUUUUAGACGCUGUCCCCAAAACUGUUAUCCACCUGAAGAAGCGAAGUUUUGGUUUAGAACUAGACCAUAACAGUGUUACUAUUAAUUUUGAAGACGGCAGUUCUGUCACACAGGACUUGGUCGUUGUUUCGGAUGGCAUUCAUUCGGCCAUCCGCCAACAACUGUUGCCAGAUCACAAGAAUUUCCUUACAGGGUGGACUUCAUUUCGAUUGGACCCCUACUGUAAGGGCACUGAUCGAGGCUGCUCCAUCAGUUCGGUCUUAUCCCGGCCCCACUCUGGAAGCACAGCGCGGCAAUGGGUCUUCAACAGUCGAAUUGUUUUGACCGGUGAUGCAGCGCAUCCAAUAGGCCAUGCCGGUUUCGGAGCUGGUAUGGCCAUUGAUGAUGCACUGGCCCUAUUUAUGGCUCCUGAUAGAAUCCAACUGGGUUCCGAAACAAUAGGUACUGGCUUGGAGAACGCCUUAGAUCUGUUUCAGACGGUGCGAAAGCCACAUGUAGACCGUUUGGGUGAUUUCUUGGCGCGAACAGGCAAAGCAAAGUCUAUCUAUGGGAAGCAUCUUUCUGAGGAACAGAUUCUAGAGUGGGUGAACGGUCGUGAGAACACGGCUUGGAUUCAUGAGCAUGAUAUUAAUGCCGCGUUUGAGUUGGUGAAUUCUGUGCCGCAG